Cajanus cajan (pigeon pea) is the source of this 1480-nucleotide messenger RNA. Its product is annotated as COP9 signalosome complex subunit 5a. Gene Ontology annotation, molecular function: metallopeptidase activity; protein binding. NCBI's taxonomy places the organism in Eukaryota, Viridiplantae, Streptophyta, Magnoliopsida, Fabales, Fabaceae. The record is from RefSeq and is a predicted model, not a curated record.
AAAUUUAAGUGUGUUGAAGGGUUUAGCAAAAGAGAGAGUGUAGCAGUGAAGAGAGAAGAAGAGCGGCCUCUCUGGUCCAUUCCAACAUGCAAGGCAAAGAAAUGGAAGGCGUGUCUUCUUCUUCCUCAUCGGCGAUCGCCCAGAAAACGUGGGAGCUCGAGAACAGCAUCAUCCCCAUGGACACUCCGGCCGCCACCGCCACCACCACCAACGCCGACGACUCCAUCUUCUACUACGACGAGGCCGGCCAGAACGAGUUCCAGCGCGACAAGCCCUGGGCCAACGACCCCCACUACUUCAAGCGCGUCAAGAUCUCCGCACUCGCGCUCCUCAAGAUGGUGGUGCACGCGCGCUCCGGCGGCACCAUCGAGGUCAUGGGCCUCAUGCAAGGGAAAACCGACGCCGACGCCAUCAUCGUCAUGGACGCCUUCGCCCUCCCCGUCGAAGGCACCGAAACGCGCGUCAAUGCGCAAGCCGAUGCAUACGAGUACAUGGUCGAUUAUUCCCAGACCAAUAAGCAGGCUGGGCGGUUGGAGAAUGUCGUGGGAUGGUAUCACUCUCAUCCUGGAUACGGGUGCUGGCUGUCGGGGAUCGAUGUUUCGACGCAGAUGCUGAAUCAGCAGUUUCAGGAGCCGUUUCUGGCUGUGGUUAUUGACCCCACGAGGACUGUUUCUGCUGGGAAGGUUGAGAUUGGAGCUUUCAGGACUUACCCUGAAGGGUAUAAGCCUCCGGAUGAGCCUAUUUCUGAGUAUCAGACUAUUCCUCUCAAUAAGAUUGAGGAUUUUGGUGUCCAUUGUAAACAGUAUUAUGCAUUGGAUAUCACUUACUUCAAGUCCUCUCUUGAUUCACACCUCUUGGAUCUGCUGUGGAACAAGUAUUGGGUGAAUACACUCUCGUCUUCUCCUCUGUUGGGUAAUGGAGACUAUGUUGCUGGACAAAUCUCUGAUUUAGCUGAAAAGCUAGAACAAGCCGAGAAUCAGUUGGCACACUCUCGCUUUGGGCCAUUAAUAGCGCCUGCACCUAGAAAGAAAGAGGAAGAAUCUCCUCUUGCUAAGAUUACUCGUGACAGUGCAAAAAUAACUGUGGAGCAAGUGCAUGGUCUAAUGUCACAGGUUAUCAAGGACAUUCUGUUUAACUCCGUUCAUCAAGCAAACAGAACUCGCAGUGAAGCAUCUGGUCCUGAACCAAUGAUUGAGAGCUGAUUCUGGCGUCUGCUAGAGAUGCAUUUAUACAUAUUCUUUCUUUUUUGGUUUUGUCCUCAUUAUCGUCUAACUCAUAUACUUCACAGGCAGUAAAUCCAACCUUGUAUUUUGCUUUUUUUUUUUUCCCUCCUACUCGUACUCUGCAUAUUCUUGUUUUAUUUCAUAAGAUUAUGCGUGUACUGUCAACCAUGCAGUGGAAUUCAUCUUACAGAAACAAAACCGUUGGCUAAUGCAAAACUUAACAAAUACAAUCGUCUGUGCUUUAAUGCCUUUUACUA